GAGAGAGAAGUUGACUCAGUACAGUCCUGCCUAAAAGUUAUGUUGCCAAUGUUUCCGAUUUGUUCAUUUGCUCGGAAUAUAUAAUAUUGGACAUCAAUACAGAUAUAAGUUGUCAUGAAUAGCACGUGGUUAACAUAACGGGAUCGGAUAUUUAUCAUAAGAUGUCAGUCCGCAUAGUGGCGUCAAGUCUUUCUACUCUCACCCUCAACAGUUCUACCAGUAAGCUCGUGAGAGUUGUUUCACAAAUUGAAAGAUCUGACCUAAAAUAUUUCUCAAAAAUGGCUAAACAAUCUGUAUACAUUACUAGGACUGUUAACAAAGAAGCGAUGGACCUUCUCAAUGAAAAGUAUGAGGUGACGUCGUGGACAGGACCGGGCCCGGUAGCAAGAGAUGAGCUAUUGAAAAACAUCGAAAAUAAAAACGCACUCUUCUGCAUGUUAUCAGAUCGAAUAGACUCAGCAGUAUUAGACAAAGCUGGGAAAAAUUUGAAAGUUAUCGCAACGAUGUCUGUAGGCUACGAUCACUUGGACGUUAAGGAAAUAAAGAAACGAAACAUAAGAAUUGGAUACACUCCUGAUGUUUUAACUGAAGCGACAGCUGAAUUAGCUGUGGCUCUACUUCUGGCAACCAGCCGAAGGCUACUAGAAGCAAACGAGAAAGCCAGAAUUGGAGAAUGGAGCGCUUGGGCGCCAUUUUGGAUGUGCGGCCCCGGUAUUAAAGGUUCUACUGUGGGAAUAGUAGGAUUCGGAAGAAUAGGUCAGGAGAUCGCAAGAAAACUAAAAGCGUUCAAUCCCAGGAGAAUAGUUUAUUGUAACAGAUCCGAGAAGCUGAGCGAAUCAAAGCAAAUUGGCGCUGAAAGAGUAUCUUUCGAUGAAUUACUAGCGGAAAGCGACUUUAUAAGCCUCAGUGCAGCCUCAACACCAGAAACUAAACAUAUGUUCAAUGAAGCGGCUUUCUCAAAAAUGAAACCUACCGCAGUUUUUGUUAAUACCAGCAGAGGCGACUUAGUAGAUCAAGAAGCACUGAUUAGAGCACUUGAGAAUAAAACUAUAAGGGCUGCUGGAUUGGAUGUAAUGACGCCUGAGCCGUUACCGUUGGACCACCCUCUCUUCAAGCUGAAGAAUUGCGUCAUAUUGCCACAUAUUGGAAGCGCAACAAUUGAAACUAGGAAUGAAAUGGGAAUUCUCACUGCUCGCAAUAUUGUAGCAGCUUUAGAGGGAGAAAAAAUGCCCUCUGAAUUAGUUAUCACAUAAUAAAAAAAACAAAAGUUUUGUGAAAUAUAUUUUGGCAAAAGUUCAAAGUUGAAUGCUUAUUUAAAAAAUGAGCGUAUGAGGCGGACAAUAAGAUGGGUUUAGGGCAGUGGCACUAUCCCGAAAUUUUAUGUAAUAUACUCUAUAGACAAAUGAAUUAUACAAUUUGAAAUACA
This is a messenger RNA of Leptinotarsa decemlineata (Colorado potato beetle), 1426 nucleotides long. Its product is annotated as glyoxylate reductase/hydroxypyruvate reductase. The record is from RefSeq and is a predicted model, not a curated record. NCBI's taxonomy places the organism in Eukaryota, Metazoa, Arthropoda, Insecta, Coleoptera, Chrysomelidae. Gene Ontology annotation, cellular component: cytosol. Gene Ontology annotation, molecular function: glyoxylate reductase (NADPH) activity; NAD binding; hydroxypyruvate reductase (NADH) activity.